Messenger RNA from Plasmodium inui San Antonio 1, 1302 nucleotides. RefSeq lists its product as hypothetical. Gene Ontology annotation, cellular component: mitochondrion. The coding region runs from base 1 to 1302 and encodes 433 amino acids. Lineage: Eukaryota; Apicomplexa; Aconoidasida; Haemosporida; Plasmodiidae. The record is from RefSeq and is a predicted model, not a curated record. Gene Ontology annotation, molecular function: GTPase activity; GTP binding. The transcript has a single exon.
AUGGGGAAGGGAGCGGGAAAGGAUAGGGGCAGCUCAUCCAUCAGUGUGUGGAAAAAGGACCUCGGGCCCAAGCUGGGGGAUGUGUUUCUAAGAACCAGCUUAGAGUGCGCAAAGAAUGGAGAGAGGAACAAACCAAUGGGCCUCCAUCCCAACGGGGUGAUAAACGGCGGAAACCCCCCGGAUGGAAGUAAUGGUAGCAGUAGUAGUAGUAUCUGCAGUAGUAACUGCCCCCUGGAGGGCGGCGGAAGAAGGGGGAUCAGCAGAUUUACCAAUUUCGCAUGCAGAGAGGAAUUCAUAUUCGACGAAAACAUAACGUGCUUCCCAAACUAUAUGCACAAGUCAUCCCUAAACAUAAAAAAGAAGAUAGACAUCUGCGAUCUGAUCGUUGAAGUGAGAGACGCCCGAUUGCCUUUUACCAGCACGAAUGACUUCAUCAUGGAGAGCAUAGAAAAGAGAAGCAAGGACAAAAAAAGAAUCAUUAUCCUAAAUAAAGCGGAUUUAAUUCCCAAAAAAGUAGCCCUAAGUGCAAAAACCAUAAUUGAAGAGAAGACAAAACAUAUGUGCUUCUUGACGUCAGCCAAAUUUAAUAAAAGCAUCUCCAAAAUUAGGGACGUGUGUAGAGAAAUGAAGCCCCAAUUUAGGAGCCUCGGAUUAUUUACCUUGCUAGUGGGACUACCCAACGUUGGUAAGUCUAGCAUCAUUAACUCCUUUAAAGACGUGACGCAUAACUUAGCCAAGUAUGGACACAAGAACAACAAAAUAGCCUUCGAAGUGAAUAGGAAGAGAGCCAAGACGAACGUCAUUGCGGGGACUACUCAGAUGAUUGAUACGUAUAAAGUUUCAAACAGCCCGCUGCUCUACUUUAUCGACACGCCGGGGAUUUAUUUACCCAAAAUGGAAGACAAAGAAAUUAGCCUCAAGUUAUGUGCCAUAGGAAACGCCCUCGAUUACAAAUACGAUCACAUGUAUGUAGGAGAUUACAUUUUGUACACUUUAAAUAAGAGCAGACACUUUAACUAUGUUAAGAUGAUUGGGUUGGAGGAACCAACCAAUGACAUCCGCUUUGUCUGCAAUGUCAUAGCGACAAAGUUGAACCUGUGUAGGAAUUAUAAAUACCUCGACAUGAAUGGUGGCUGCCGCUACUUUAUUGAUAUGUUUCGGUUGGGCUUGUUUGGGCGCAUUUGCCUGGACAACGUGCCCCGCUCCUCCGAAGACUUUGUCACCUACUUUGACUUCAAUUCGGCGGAACCCCUCGCCGUGGACGCGCGCGUAGGUCCCGCACCAUUUCGCGGCCUACUCUAG